Lampris incognitus (smalleye Pacific opah) is the source of this 3280-nucleotide messenger RNA. RefSeq lists its product as uncharacterized. The transcript has 5 exons. The record is from RefSeq and is a predicted model, not a curated record. Lineage: Eukaryota; Metazoa; Chordata; Actinopteri; Lampriformes; Lampridae. The coding region runs from base 152 to 1303 and encodes 383 amino acids.
CUCUCCUCGAGCCACGCACGCAGAGAGACUGAGAUUGCACACGGUCGGGAUCUAAACAAGUUAAUUAGGUUGGGGGGGAACCGAGGUGAAUGAAAGGAAGGAGUGGACCCGGAGACGUUAUUUUCUUCGCCGUGUAUUCAAAAGGACAGGGAUGGAAACGCAACUCCUGGUCGCGCUUUGUGCGCUGCUGGUCUUUUACUCCGGUUCUGUUGUACCCAGCCAGGCCCAAGCCCCUGCUGCUCCUGCCUCCUCCCCCACAGACAGGAUCGGUGAUGUAGGCUACACUGAGGUUCCUGACCUCCUCCCCACUAGUCCCAAGACUGCAGGACCUGCACUUAAAGCCAGCCUGGACUCACACGCCCCGCCCACACCGGAGGACUCUAACGACACCACCACUUCCAAUGCCAGCAGUGGCACCAACGCUAAGGGCGGCAACGGCACGUCUACAGUCGAGGAUGGGGCCGCUGUCCAACGCCUAAGCCCUCCUCAACCGACAAGCACUCAACACGAUAGCAAAGACAACGCCACCGGCACAGACCCUCCUGCUCCUCCUACCUUUCCAAAUAAAGAUGUUAACCUGACGGAGCAGUCCUUACCACAGCCCCGACUUCCACCUUCCGAGAACCACACGACCACCCGACACACUCCCCUCACCGCCACCAAUGCCAGCCUCCCAAACAAGGCUCACACAACCACUGCACCGAUCCUUCUGACAGCACCAGCUCAGAACACUCAGCCCUCCACCCACCCGGACGAGCGUCUCCACCCGACCUCUCCCCCUAGCCAUUCCAAUCAACCCUCUACCCGCCACCCCAAGUCUCAGUCGACCCCCGGACAUGUGCCGUCGAGUACGUCACACCGCACACAGCCCGAGACUAUAAUUACCAUCGUCACCGAGCCCAGUUUGACCUCUAGCACCGACCCGCCUCAUGAGAUCACCGAUUUCCACCAGCCACCCCGUGCCACGCCACACGGCAACCAGCUCCCCAGGGCGUCCAGUCCAGCCCCCCCCGAGCUCACCUCCGCCCCAGCGAGCAACCCCUCUGCCCAGGCCAAAGCCCACGCUGACAUCCCAUCCCAGCUCAAUGUGGGGGGCGAUGCAACAGUGGGUCACGAAACCCCGACCUUAGAUCCCCUCUUGGCUGGCCUGGUGUCAGCCUUCAUCAUCACCGCUGUCAUCAUUACCCUUCUCCUCUUCCUCAAACUGCGCCGAAGAGACAACCAGCCUGAGUUUCGCAGGCUGCAGGACCUGCCUAUGGACGACAUGAUGGAGGACACCCCAUUGUCCAUGUACAGCUACUGACGGAGGAGAAACUGACCUACCGGAGCCUGCAGAGUCUCCUUCAGUCUAGUACCAUGCCUCAGAAAAGUCAAGCCAGCUCUCCUUUACUCCCUCUGUACCAACGAGAGAGUCGUGGGUAGGUGGAAGCAGCGGACGGAGAUCCCAUUGCUUUCACUUACCCAGCGUUUCCAAUCAUUACAGAUGUAAGGAAGGAGGUGAUGGAGGAAGCCCCACUGGACAAAUUAGGACAUCACCAAUGUUGGGGUCCCCACCUGUCACCCACCCCAAUGUUGGUAUCUCCAAUUAUUAAUUGGGCCACGCACAGCACCAUAUUCAACAACAUUUUCAUUUCAGAAGAAAUUACCUUUUAUAUUCCACCACGGUGUAGUUCCCGGGAUCAUAGAGUAAAUCUCGACUUCCUCAGGGUCGAUAAAGGUAGGUUGACCCACAUUUACUAUCAUCACCCAGCAUCGGUGGUAUCCCUCACUAGGAUGGCUCAGGUUCGACUUUCCCCGUUAAACGCUGAUGUGGAGGUAGUGUGCCCUUUUCCUCGUUCGGUUAAUGUUAAGAAUUAGGACUUUGUAGGAUGAUGAUCCACACUAGAGGCCAGCCUUUCCCCAGAGGCCCUGCCACUGGUCUGGUUUAGAGGCCAGGCAAAUGGGCAAGUAGCAUGAAGGCUAAAGACCUUGAUAUGAGUGUUAAUAAGGUUGCACUUUAUGUUUUAAGGCAUGGAAGAUUUGGAACAAUUAUCCUGUGUCCAUGUCUGUGUGAGAUACAGUUGCGUGUGUGUGUGUGUGUGUGCACGUGUGUAUGUGUGUGACUGUGUGUGUGUGUGUGUGUGUGUGUGUGUGUGUGUGUGUGUGUGUGUGUGUGCAGGUAUAUGAAUUCAUAUUUGUUUUUUUUGGGAAGGUUUGGAUGGGGGUAUUUAAGUUUUUGGUUUUUUUUCUUCUCCUUUCUAUGUUGAAGGUCCUGCUGUCUUGAGGCCUUGGUUUGACAUUUACUGUGCACCUUUAUGUUUCAUUGCUGGGGCCGCUAGUUCGAGAGCGAGAGAGAGCGCCUUACACAGGGUAUAGGAAACGCUCUUGUUUGCGUACCUAACACGUCAUUAUUUCGCUCAUAUUCAAACCCUUUAGAUGUCACUUUUCCUACUCAUUCCCUUUUGCUGUGGUUUCAAUCCCAUACACACACACACACACACACACACACACACAACGACAGCCACAACCCAGGGUGGUGCUCUGACUUGCCCGGGUUUUAAGAAUAGCCCUGAGCAUUCUCACUACCAGCCUGUCAUUCAUGUACUGACAGAUUCAGACCAAAAUCCGGCAGGUCUGCUUUCCAUACAAUGCAAGUAUUGUCUUCUUUUUUUGUAAAGACUACUGAUGGCUGAAUGGUGACAGAACAUGUCUUAUCAAAAUCUGCGUUGCGGCUGCUGUCUUGUGCUUCAUUUGGUGUGCCGUUAGAGUUGAACAGCGGACAUGGCAUGAGGCUCGGCAAGGGUCCCUCCCGCCUUGCUACAUUAGACGCCCGCGCAUUAGACUGACGUCACAGCUCCCCACAAAAGUCUUUCUGGAGCAAAUCCACAACACCAAAUUUAUUUUACCGACCACGUUGUAUUUGCUCCGCAUGUUUAUGUAAACAAGAGGAUGACCCAUGUCUCUCCAUUAACUACGUAGUCAUCUUUGAACAAGGGGAGAACCGAUGUAUAAGCAUUACAUUUUUAAGGCUAGGGGUUAAAAACAAGUUUAGGGAAUGAGGCUUAACCCCCCGCGAUGAUUUGAAAUAUAAUCCUUACCGAGCAACGAACUAAUCAGGUUGUAAAUUAUACGUCAGCUUUCCGACGUUGCACAGUGUUAAACAAUGUCUCAAUGCUGCCCCCCUUUUUGAAGUCCCUGUUACGAAGUGCCAAAAGUAUCUCGAUUGCAAAGUUUAUGCUGUCUCUCGUGGACAACGAACACUUUUCUGGAUGUUUUAUGAUUAAAAGAUAUUUUGAGGCCA